AUGGCGUCUUCACUCGCCCUUCAACUCGCAUGCGCCCCGCUCGCUUCACUCGCCAUCGCUCGUGCUCCAUUGAGCACUCCGCCGCAAUUCGCGGCCGCGCGUCACGCCACCCUAGUCGCGGCUCGUCCGUCCGCUCGUGGCCAGCCUCUUCGAAGGAACAGUGCUGGCAUUGCCCGCGCCGCCAAUGACGGCGCGCCAGCUGUCACGAGCGUGUCGGUGGACGAGGCGCGCGAGCUGGUGGCGGCGGGCCACACGUACCUGGACGUGCGAACGCCAGAGGAGUUCCGGGCAGCACAUGUGCAGGGAGCAGUGAACAUCCCCUUCAUGCUCAAGUCGCCCGCGGGCAUGGUGAAGAACGAUGCCUUCGUCGCUGACGUCAAGGCAAAGUUCGAGGAGGACACUCCACUCGUUGUGGCGUGUCAGGGAGGGGUGCGAUCCAUCCGGGCUGCUGCAGAGCUUCAGAAUGCUGGCUUCUCAGGAAUCACUGACAUGCUCGGGGGCUUUGCAGCGUGGCAGCAGAAGGGCUUUCCCUCCGUCUUUUGA
Closterium sp. Yama58-4 is the source of this 543-nucleotide messenger RNA. Lineage: Eukaryota; Viridiplantae; Streptophyta; Zygnematophyceae; Desmidiales; Closteriaceae. The record is from the annotation of a GenBank genome assembly.